AAUUGGGAAACCAGUUUUCAAACACGCUGUAACCAAAGUAUAUAAAUUCCAACCGACGAUCGUUAGAAGCAUUAUUUGGUGAUCUUCCGCCCAUCUUACACAACAGACAGUUACAAUGCAGAGCUUCAAAGUCAUCCUAGCAUUCACACUUCUCGCUACCGUGUACGCAAAUCCCAGUCCGUUCUUCCACCACCACCAUUUCCACAGCGGAGUCCAUACCUAUCAUCCGGUUGCAGUGCGAGAGUACGUUAGGGUACCGGAAGUACAUGUACAGAAGGUUGUCCAAACGGUUCCCGUGUAUGUGCCUGUCGUAAAACCCGUAUUACAUCAUGUUCCGGUAGUGGUGCAUCCCGUUCCUGUUCCAGCAGAACAGCCAGUGAAUGUAGAGCUAGGUGGUGGAGUGAAUGUGGCCGCCAAUCCGGGAGCGGUACAUGUUACUAAAACUAAGCCGGUCAAAGUUUCGGUGUGAUUCAAUGAAGAAAGUUUAGCAUGAAUAAAUAAUCAGGAUUUAACUUGGGCAUUCAAUUCAUUCAUGUUACUUUUGUUAGAA
Anopheles funestus (African malaria mosquito) is the source of this 550-nucleotide messenger RNA. RefSeq lists its product as uncharacterized. The record is from RefSeq and is a predicted model, not a curated record. Bases 116 to 469 code for a protein of 117 amino acids. The transcript is spliced from 2 exons. Lineage: Eukaryota; Metazoa; Arthropoda; Insecta; Diptera; Culicidae.